UAGGCAAAGAUUUUCGCACAUUUGUAAUGGAAACGCCACAAGUCUGUGUAUCGCUGAAGUGAUUCGUUGUGCAGGGAUCGUUUAUUUUUCAGGCGUCUGCUAGAUCCGAGUUCGACUGCUUUUGACUCAUUCCUGAUGUAGAACCUCGAGCAGAAGUAAUAAAAGCAUGCACGGUGUUCAUAAAACUCCCAGUGCUUGGUUCUUCCCGAGUGAAUAAAAAUGCCACAGUGUGAGCGGGGCAGAGCGAACCUCCGGGUCAGACCACUUGUUUCAUAAAAAAACAAACUCAAUCGAAAGUUUAGCUUGAGGGCCGUUAUCUUUUUCUUUUUUUUCUUCAUUUUCGUUUAAUGCACAAAAUCGGAUAACGGUUUUGAUAUCCGAUUUUUCAUUUUGGAUUACUUACUGGGUUUUUUUGUUUGUUUUGUUUUGUUUAGUUUUCAUUUUUGUUUCUAAAGUAAGAACAAAGUGCCUGAAUGUGCACAGACCGUUUAUGCAUUUCUGUGUGUCCGUCACCAUCUCAGCAGCUGAAGGACAUGCAGACCAUGGUAACCGUCUCUGUGGAGACAGUCACCGAGCAAGACACACCCCAUGCGGUCAUUAUUAAAGCAGGCUCAGAUGGGAAGCACACGGAUUUACCAACAGUGAUGGACCUCAGGAACCAGACCUGAACUUUGAGUGGAAUCUUUAUUUUUUUUAUUUCCUUUAGGACUAAAUCUGAACACCUACCUAAACCCAAACUAUGGCAGGAAGGAACAAAAAUAUGGAAUUGAAUAUCAGGUAAAAAUUCUCUCACAAAGAUCUUGUCAUUUGAAGUCCAAAUAAGGAAAAAGAUUGUCUGUGGAUAUCUGAUAUUUAACAGACCUGUGUUCAGAAACAGAAUUGGACUGAAAAGAAAGUUGCUGAAGUUGGUUGAAACCUGUUCUUUUUAUUUACACUUCUACCUACUCAGUCCAAGAGAGAAAGCCAGCUCCACGCAAUGACACACCAGACCUCAUCUAAGCCCCGUUGAUCUCGUCUCGGGGAGAUCAACGUUCUACACUUCUACAUUUGAACUGUAGAACAACAAUCAGGUGUUUAAAGAGUUUCCCACAAAGAGAAGACAAAGAGUCUUUUUUUUCUCUUUACCGACUGCAUUUCACCGACAACCAGUUCUUGAGCUAAAGUUAAGUAAAAGUGGAGAAUAAUUCUUCUAAGAACUGUGAAAAUUCCCUCCAAUCAUACAGGAGGACAUAAGUGAUGCUUACAUAUAUUGUCUGAUCAGAGUUCCAUAAGGGAUCAUCUGAAGAUGGAAAAUGAGGCACGGGUGUUAUUUGCUAUGUCCAUGGUUCUGUCUGGUACAGCAGCCGUCUUUGGAAACAUUUUCAUUCUGACUGUGUUGCUGCUAAACAAACAGCUUCAGUCCAACACACUGGUCCUCACCUUGAGCUUCAGUCUCAGCGACCUGGCUAUCGGACUCUUAAUCAUUCCCUUUGGAGUUUACAACAGCGUGUCCUCGACUGUAUACCCCAGCAAGAGUGACCUCUGUCAGUGGAGCGGCUUCAUCCUCCUCCUCUUACAGUCUUCUUCCAUUCAGUCCCUCACCUGGGUCACAGUGGACAGGUUCAUGGAGAUCUGCUUCGCCCUCAAUUACAGCAACAUCUGGACCACCAGGAGGAGCAGCUUUCUGCUGGCACUGAUGUGGCUUUUCUGCAUACUUAUCGCCUCUCUGCCCAUAAUGGGUUUUGGCAGCUACGCUUACAGCAAGACCCGCUUCCUCUGCUGCCCAGAGUUCAUUCCUCAAAACAAGCACUUUGUGAUGGUGUGGAUGGUGACCACCAUCAUGAUGCCGAUCUUCACCAUGUGCUCUGUGCAUGGAUACAUGAUCUACGUUGCCAGGAAACAGGCUAGAAGAGGAAUGUUUGUGAGCACUGAGAGGCACUGUGUCAACGUUCCGGCAAAGAUCUACCUGAAGGGCUCCAUGGUGAUGAUCACCAACUCAGUGUAUUUGAUGAUCUGUUGGCUGCCGUACAUCGCAGUGUGUGUGUAUGAGACGCUCAGCGGUCAGCAGAGUUCAGCAGCAAGUUCGGCUCUGUCUAUCUGCCUGGUUCUGUCCAGUGCUGCCCUCAACCCCUGGGUCAUCUACAUGACACACAGGAGAUACAGGUCAGCAGUGCGACAAAGUCUGGGCAAAUUACAUCAGAUGUGGUCUGGGAUGUUUCCUCUGCAGCCUUUCCAGAAGUCUGUCGGCCUGACCUCACUCCAUACCACCACUCCAUCAACUGAAACUCCCAUGUCGGAGGCCGACCUCUGUUAUUCACGCAGCCAAACUUGACCAAUUACCGGCUUGUCUGACCCUCAGAAAUUUUAUUUUUACCUUUCAGCUCAGUGAACACCACCACGGCUAAUUAGAUCUUCUAGCAAGAAGAACUAAUUAGGUGAUUGUUUCUACUAACUGAAGAAGAAUUGAAGCUAUAAUAUUGAAAAAAUAAAAUAAAUUAAUUAAUUGA
Poecilia reticulata (guppy) is the source of this 2486-nucleotide messenger RNA. RefSeq names its product adenosine receptor A3. The record is from RefSeq and is a predicted model, not a curated record. Gene Ontology annotation, biological process: G protein-coupled receptor signaling pathway. Gene Ontology annotation, cellular component: membrane. Gene Ontology annotation, molecular function: G protein-coupled receptor activity. NCBI's taxonomy places the organism in Eukaryota, Metazoa, Chordata, Actinopteri, Cyprinodontiformes, Poeciliidae.